AUGAAACCAACUCAAAAUCCUGUGGAUGUGUGCAAUCCUCUGAUAUCUGGAUACACAGGCUAUGUCCCCCAAAGAUUCUAUAGAAUUGGCACUACUUAUGGAGAUGACUCAAUGGCAUGUAUGACCUCAUUCCACAAUGCUACUCAGAGAAGCAGAGACACAAAGAAUGAGCUGAGAUACAUAGCAGCCACUACACCCAAACUUCCAUCUAUUUGCUCCAAUGAAGAUGUUUUACAAGCACUUUAUGAAUAUAAUUAUAAACACCAUCCUUAUGUGCUAGGGACUGUAAUAACUAAGAGAAGUUUACUAGAGCCACCAACUCCUGGUUGGACUGGGUUUGUGCCUAGAGCAAGGGUCACGGAACUGGGAUAUGGUGUUCGUUACCAUGAAAUGACAAGAAAUUGCUAUCAGGAUUUUAAAAACUUAAGAGAUCGGGUCUGCUAUGAUCCUACCAGCAAUUUCCACAGAGGCAGAACACAUGAAGUUGAAGUUAGCAAAGUUCCCAACACAUACCAAAGAUUCUACAGGCCUGAAGGGAUGCUGCCAAAAUACAGUGGUCAUAUUCCACAUGAACAUCUUGUCACUGGGAAAACCUUUGGAAACCUGUGCAGAAGCUGCUCGGUAUGCACGCACAUGGAGGAGUCCUAUGGUGCACAUCUCACUAAGAAACGUAAUGCCACGUUGAAGCUCCCGAAGAACUUGAAAUGUAACAUGAAAAAUUGA
Molecule: messenger RNA, 723 nt
Organism: Dermochelys coriacea (leatherback sea turtle)
Lineage: Eukaryota; Metazoa; Chordata; Testudines; Dermochelyidae
Gene: SPMIP5
Product: chromosome 7 C10orf82 homolog
Exons: 5
Coding region: 1-723 (240 amino acids)
Source: RefSeq, a predicted model, not a curated record